AUGAGCGGCGCCAGCGCCCUUGUUGUGGAAGAUCGACCUGUCGAUGUGGAAGCUAGUCAGCCAGAGAGCAGAGGCGGGGGAGAGGAUGAAGUGAACGGAGCGCAAGAGGGGCAGAGAACUUCGCACCAGCACAAUGAAGGGGGAGGAGAAGGAGAAGGAGCAGCAGGAGCCAUGCUGCUUCGAUCGACAUCUUCCUCCGCUGCUCCCGUCCACUCGCCUGCUGCACAAGACAGCUUCAGCAUUGCGAGCCUGAUGGCAAACAUAAAACGACGAUCUUCGGCUCCUUCUGCAGGGGACGUGGUGGAUCAAGGCUCGAUGAGCGAUCACCUUGCGGUCUAUGCGCAGAGACAAGCUGACCUGCAGGAGCGUCUCAAAAGCUUGACAGCCUCUCUAAAGAACUUCGAUCAGAGGGCCAAGGAUGCGCGAGCAGAAACAGAGCGAGUGAGGAAGGAGGCGGCUGCGGCGGCAGCAGAGAGAAUGAAGGAGCUUCUGACGAAGAAGAGCAAGCCGUGUCAACUAGAUCGCCUCACGCAGGAUCUCAUGCUCAAAGUCUGCCUGCUGCUGCGAGGAAGAUCGCUGUACAACGUCUUCGUGUCGAGCAAGAGAUUCGAGUUCGUGCAGAAGGACGAGGAGUUCUGGCGGACACUGCUGGCAAGGGAGCAGGAGGAGGAGGUGUCAGCGAGCAUGCCGCUCAAGGAAAUCAGAGAACUCUUCGUUGACAACACGCUGCGGUGGAACCGGAUCGUCGAAACGUUCCGCUGGCUAACGAGCAAGGGCUGCCCCUGCGACGUCAACGGGACGCAGGCUGGCCCGUGGUCGAAGAGGACGAUAGCUGUAGUUCUCCAGGACAGCAUCAAGUUUUCGAUGCCUCCUGCUCCGUCAUGGCGGAAGGCGUGUAUCCUAGCGGACAUUCGCUGUAUCUGCUCGCUGCUCUCCAGCUCCAACGAGAACAUACAGGAGCUGGCGGCGUCUGCGAUCGGGAACGUGAUGGCUAGCAGAGCUCUCGUGAACGCCUGGAUCGAGGACUCUGCUCGUGUCGUGCGAGGGUGUGAAGCUUCGUUGCUGAAUGCCCCCUUCCGACAUGGCCGAGCGUCGGACGUGCAGGACAAGAAGUAUGUUGAGUGGAUCUGCUGUGAGUUCACACCCAGAUGCGAAUAUCUGACGAGCAUGAAGAUCGGAACGUUCAAGAUCGCAGAGGCGACGCUGAACAGAUCGCUGCAGUGGAUGAGCGGGACCUGUCUAGAUGAAGACGAAGGGAGAGAGGAGGAGAAAUUCAACGACUCUGCUCGGACUGAUUUCAUCAAGCUUGCAGGGCACAGCACCCCCCAGGAACUCCCUUCGCUCAUCUCGCGCUACGGGGACUCGUUCACAGCUACCAGCAAGCGGAUGCCGGUGGGGGAGCUGGUGGACAGAGUUGCCGGGUUCCAGUGCCGGUACGCUAGUGGGAAGGAGAGCGGGAAGAUACUCGGCGUGCAGACCGGGACGGAGCAUGAGCAGGAGCAGGAGCAGGAGCAGGAGCAGGAGCAGGAGCAGGAGCAGGAAACAGCUGAGAUGAGGGGAGGGCAUGGAGACGAUCACGUUCGGUUGCUCGCGUUUGCCGAUGAGUUGGGGCUGUGGGGCAUCUGGGAGAGAGGAAGGUAUCAGUACCAGCAUAAGAUGGGGUCAUGCACUCGAGGAGUCUUCAGAAUGUGGCAGGCAACUCGAUGA
Molecule: messenger RNA, 1707 nt
Organism: Guillardia theta CCMP2712
Lineage: Eukaryota; Cryptophyceae; Pyrenomonadales; Geminigeraceae
Exons: 10
Coding region: 1-1707 (568 amino acids)
Molecular function (GO): protein binding
Source: RefSeq, a predicted model, not a curated record